UAUUCGGAGGACCUUUACGAUAAUUCAGAAAACAGAAAUUUGAACGCGCAUUAACGUUGACCUCGUUUUAUGCGACAUUAAUCACACUUUGUGCAUGGAAAUGAAUUCUACGAAGACAUAAAACGUGAAUGGAUAUAUUCUAAUAAAGUGUGUCGUUGCAAUGACAGGUGGAGGUUCUCUAGCCGAGAAGAAAAUAUUUCACGUAGCUAGCUGGUAAACAACUAGCUAGCCCGCUCACUUACAGAGGGUGAAAUCGACACUUUUCACGUCAGAGGGGUGUCGGACUCAGUUUCGUUUCAGAUAUUCAUAUCAGAAAAGUGGUGAAUCUUCCCAUUUGUCGUUGCUAGUAGCUAGCUUGGUGCUCGUGCUUAGUCGGCAAGCAGGAGAGUAACGUUAGGGCUGUGGAAUGGUCCGACUUGUUAACGUUAGUUAGCCAAACACAGCAAACAAGAGCCAUGAUGAAGAGAAGGGGCGAGGCGGACUCCGAACCGCUGAAACGGAUUAAGAAACAACGUCUUGAGGAAGCCAGCUCAGAUGAGGAGUCGCCGCUACUGACAACCAACUCUAGUCAGAGUGACUCCCACAGUGACUCGGAGGACCAUAGACCAGGGUUCUCUAUGCCCAUUGUAUCCCAGAAUGCAUCGGCCACAGACGAUGCCAAACAGAGCGACGCCAACAAGUUCACCAUGUACAACACCGUGUCGCAGAAACUCAUGGCCAAAAUGGGUUUCCGGGAAGGUGAGGGUCUAGGUAAGUUUGGCCAGGGGCGCAAGGAGAUCAUCGAGGCGUCCACUCAGAGAGGGAGGAGGGGUCUGGGACUCACGCUGCAGGGCUUCCAGGGAGAGCUCAACGUUGACUGGCAAGACGAAAUUGAGCCCGGUGCUGUAGAAGAGCUGAAGUGGUUCCCAGAAUGCUCCACAGAGAUCCCAGAUGCAGAUGAGCUGAGGGGGUGGAUGGCUGUGGGACCGAGGAAACUGAGGAUUGAGGAUGAGACAGAGUUUUGCACAGAGGAUCUUCUACAUAGCCUUCUGAGGUGCAAGACAGUGUUUGACGAUCUGGAGGGGGAGGAGAUGAGGCGAGCUCGAACACGCUCCAACCCCUACGAGACUAUUAGAGGAGCCUUCUUCCUCAACAGAGCGGCUAUGAAGAUGGCCAACAUGGAUCACGUCUUUGACGGCAUGUUCACCAACCCAAAGGAUUCACAAGGGAAGCCCCAGACGCGAGAGCGCGAGGGGGAGCUGCUGUAUUUCGGGGAUGUGUGUGCGGGGCCGGGGGGAUUCUCAGAGUACAUCCUGUGGCGGCGGCGCUGGCAUGCCAAGGGAUUCGGUAUGACCCUCAAAGGACCCUGCGACUUCAAACUGGAAGACUUCUACGCCGCACCCAGCGAACUGUUUGAACCCUACUACGGGGAAGGCGGGGUGGACGGGGAUGGUGACAUCACUCGUCCGGAGAACAUCAGUGCCUUCCGGAAUUUCAUCAUGGAGAGUACAGAGAGGAGAGGACUUCACUUCCUUAUGGCUGACGGGGGGUUCUCAGUGGAGGGGCAGGAGAACAUCCAGGAGAUUCUGAGCAAACAACUACUGCUCUGUCAGUUCCUCACCGCAAUGUCUGUGCUCCGGACAGGUACGUCUGUCUGUAUCUUACUAUCCAGAAGUGUAAGGACAGUGAGUGACUUGUGUUCUCUGUCUCCCCCAGGUGGUCACUUCGUGUGUAAGACCUUUGACCUGUUCACACCGUUCAGUGUGGGGCUGGUGUACCUGCUCUACCUCUGCUUCGACCGGGUGUCCCUCUUCAAACCCAUCACCAGCAGGCCCGCCAACUCCGAGAGAUACAUUGUGUGUCGCGGUCUGAAGCCUGGUUCAGAUCCGGUCAGGGAGUACAUGUUCACUGUCAACCUGAAGCUCAACCACCUGAGGAACUCGGAGUCUGACGUCAACGAGGUGAUGCCCAUCGAACUCAUCAAAGGAGACACUGAGUUCUACAACCACAUGAUCAACUCUAACGAGAGCCACUGUGUAGUCCAGAUCAAAGCCCUGGCUAAGAUCCAUGCCUACGUCUUAGACGCGACCCUGUCAGAGGCCAGGCAGGCUGAUAUCCGGAAGGAGUGUCUGAAGCUUUGGGGGAUCCCUGAUAAGGCCAGAGUCACUCAUGUCUCUUCAGACCCCAAUUCCAAAUUCUAUGAGCUGAUGAAGGGUUCUGACAUCGAGUUGUUGAACUCCAAGCCCACCCCUCUGAGCUCCACCACUCUGGAUAAGGUGCACCAUGUCCUGGACUACCGGUGUAUUGUGGGAGGAGGGGAACAGCUCUUCCUGUUAGGUCUUGGGAAGUCUCAGAUCUACACCUGGGACGGCAAGCAUCCUCUGCGCUGGAGGAAGCUGGAGAACUUCAAGCUGGAGCUGCCGAGAGAGACCCUGCUCAGUGUAGAGAUUGUCCAGGAGCUGAAGGGAGAGGGUAAAGCCCAGCGCAGGAUUAACGCAGUACAUGUGCUAGAUGCCCUGGUUCUCAACGGCACUGACGUUCGGGUACAGCACUUCAACCAACGAAUUCAGAUGGCGGAGAAGUUUGUGAGGGCCGUGUCCAAGCCAAGCCGACCAGACAUGAACCCUAUCAGAGUGAAAGAGGUGUACAGGCUGGAGGAGAUGGACAAGAUCUUUGUCAGACUGGAAAUGAAGGUGACUAAGAGUUCAGGAGGAGUCCCUCGUCUGUCCUACACUGGCCGGGACGACCGCCACUUCCUCCCGAAUGGCCUAUACAUCAUCAAAACUAUCAACGAUCCCUGGACGAUGGCGUACAGUAAGAACACCAAGAGGAAGUUUUUCUUCAACAAGAUGACUAAACAGUCCACUUACGACCUGCCAGCCAAUUCUGUGGCCCCGUUCCACGUCUGCCAUACAGAGCGUCUGUUCUGGGCGUGGGAGGACGGGGUCAGAGUUCACGACUCCCAGACGCGGGUUGACCCUGAGAAGCUGUCUAAGGACAAUGUGCUUUCCUUCAUCCACCAGCACUACCAGCCCUGAGCCACCAGGGGGAGCCCCCCAGACACAUAGAAUAUUGCCAUAGACAGAUAACAGUACCCUGCACAUGGUUUGGCAAACUGGCAUUCACAAAAUGUUCAUGGGCGCUAUUUUGGCUUGAAAAAAAAUUGGCGGUUAGAAGUGGAUUAUAAUAAAAUGUUUGGUGCCAACAUGAAGGACAGUUUGCCUAACUCUAUGGCUCUUUGAGACAGCUCUCCCUGUAAUUAUGUUACAAAGACCACUCUCUCCUCUCUCUACUGCCCCAAGCUCUAUGUAUCAGAUCAGAUCCACUGUACAGAAUGCAGCUUAGAAGUGAUUUUAAUACUUUAUGAAAACCAACAUUGACAAGCUGUCACAUUACGUGUUGCAUUGCAUGCUCCUGUUUUUUCUAUUGAUUCCAUGCCCCCCCCGUCCCUUUGCUUGUAUUCAUGCCAUGCCUCCAUGAUUUGCAGUGUGUUUGUGUACAAGAUGCGGUGGUGUACUCUAAUUUAGAACCUCUCCGAAGCUCAAGCACUACAUAUGUUUUUGUCUGAAACUGAAAACCUCCCAUUGUGCCUUUUUUAAAGGGAUACUUUGGGAUUUUGGCAAUGAGGUCCUUUUCUACUUCCAGAGUCAGAUGAACUCAUGGAUACCAUUUUUGUCUCUGUGUCCAGUAUGAAGGAAGUUAGAUGUAGUUUCCCUUUAAGGCACUGCACUAUACGUCCUGGUAUGCCUGACUUUCAAAACGGAGUGCAAUCAUCUCACCCACCCAGCUUGUUUUUACCCUCCAAGAUCUUUACUGGAGUGCCUAGCCAGUCAAGAUCUUCUCCUUUCAGCAACAACUAAACCUUUGUACACAUGGGGAGUGGUGAGAUGUAGCAUAACUAGUGCCCAGAGCAGGGUUGGGGUCCAAUCCAUUUCAAUUCCGAAAGUAAACCAAAUUCCAAUUCCACAUUUUCCUCAUCAAAGAUAAUUGGAAUUGCAGUGUACUUCCUGAAUUGACUGGAAUUUACCACAACCCUGGUCAGGGAAAAACUCCUGGCCUUCAUUGAAAAAUGGGGUUAUAUCAAAUACAGCCUUCCAUGCAUUCUAGCCUGUCUGUCUAGGGGAUUAAUGGGGGUUUCAGGUUUUGGGCCUUACUUUCUACUCGUCGUCACCGUGUUUAUUAUGUUGCAUCCUGUUUCCUUGCUCCGCUGUCCUAGUUUUGUUUAGUUUGUGAAAUUUUAAGGGGAUGAGGUAAACAUUUUCUUUGUUUCAAACCCUGUUGAUGAUAAUGUAGUAAUAAAAAUAAGUUUGUUCUUCCCAGAAACCUUU
Oncorhynchus kisutch (coho salmon) is the source of this 4307-nucleotide messenger RNA. It is a transcript of the gene cmtr1, whose product is annotated as cap methyltransferase 1. Gene Ontology annotation, cellular component: cytoplasm; nucleus. The record is from RefSeq and is a predicted model, not a curated record. Gene Ontology annotation, biological process: 7-methylguanosine mRNA capping; methylation. Gene Ontology annotation, molecular function: methyltransferase cap1 activity; nucleic acid binding; protein binding. Bases 456 to 3017 code for a protein of 853 amino acids. NCBI's taxonomy places the organism in Eukaryota, Metazoa, Chordata, Actinopteri, Salmoniformes, Salmonidae. The transcript is spliced from 23 exons.